Molecule: messenger RNA, 1305 nt
Organism: Otolemur garnettii (small-eared galago)
Lineage: Eukaryota; Metazoa; Chordata; Mammalia; Primates; Galagidae
Product: histone deacetylase 4-like
Exons: 7
Coding region: 211-1305 (364 amino acids)
Biological process (GO): chromatin organization
Cellular component (GO): histone deacetylase complex
Molecular function (GO): histone deacetylase activity
Source: RefSeq, a predicted model, not a curated record
UUGGAAGCCAGUUGGAGACCUCUCCUUUCCUUUUGGAUUACUUGGUUCUGAAGACCUUGCCAGUAGGACUCAGAGUUGACCGGUUGUGAUCCAGCCGCCCCAUUUCUGUCCUUGCAUGUGUUGGUCGAAGCUUGGCGCUCUUUGGAGCUAUUGUUUCCGUGGAAAUUUUGAGCCAUUUUGAAUCGCUUCCCAGAGACGACACUACUAGCAAUGAGCUCCCAAAGCCACCCAGAUGGACUCUCUGGCCGAGACCAGCCAGUGGAGCUGCUGAAUCCUGCCCGCGUGAACCACAUGUCCAGCACGGUGGAUGUGGCUGCAGCGCUGCCCCUGCAAGUGGCCCCCUCGGCAGUGCCCAUGGACCUGCGCCUCGACCACCCGUUCUCGCUGCCUGUGGCAGAGCCCGCCCUCCGGGAGCAGCAGUUGCAGCAGGAGCUCCUGGCGCUCAAGCAGAAGCAGCAGAUCCAGAGACAGCUCCUCAUCGCUGAGUUCCAGCGGCAGCACGAGCAGCUGUCCAGGCAGCAUGAGGCCCAGCUGCACGAGCAUAUCAAGCAACAGCAGGAGAUGCUGGCCAUGAAGCACCAGCAAGAGCUGCUAGAGCACCAGCGGAAGCUGGAGAGGCACCGCCAGGAGCAGGAGCUGGAGAAGCAGCACCGGGAGCAGAAGCUACAGCAGCUUAAGAACAAGGAGAAGGGCAAAGAGAGUGCUGUGGCCAGUACAGAAGUGAAGAUGAAGUUACAAGAGUUUGUCCUCAAUAAAAAGAAGGCUCUAGCCCACCGGAGCCUGAAUCCUUGCAUCUCUAACGACCCUCGCUACUGGUACGGGAAAACGCAGCACAGUUCCCUGGACCAGAGUUCUCCGCCCCAGAGUGGGGUGUCGGCCUCCUACAACCACCCUGUGCUGGGAAUGUACGAUGCCAAAGACGACUUCCCUCUUAGGAAGACAGGUCAGUGCCAAGACCAUCAUGGCCUAGGAGCCUCAUGGUAUCUUCCAUGCUACUCAUGCAGGGAGUCGCCUGCAGGUUUCAAAACACUGUGUUUGCUUCUUUCACGAGAGCACCAUUCUGAGCAGAAAUCCCUAAGCAUUCUCUUUAUGACCAAAAGAAAUGAACCUCAUGUGUAUACCUUCUUUUCUAAACUGAUUUUUAAAGCAGACUCCGCCUGCAGCAGCGCCCCGGGCUCCGGGCCCAGCUCACCCAGCAACAGCUCCGGGAAUGUCAGUACUGAGAACGGGCUCACCCCCACCGUCCCCAGCAUCCAGGCUGAGGUCAGUGCCAAGCUGCUGUCUCUGUUCUUUGUCUUGUGCUAG